CUACCAACCUCAUUUGCACCGGGUGCACCCACACCCCUGUUUGGAACCUUCUGCAUUUUCGCUUCCCUACUAUUUGGCACAACUUCCUCGUCCCACUCUUCAUCUUCUGUAGCUCCAACCACCCAAUCAUUCCAAUGUUUCUCCAUCUUCUUUAUACAUCAAACCACCCACCCCCCGCCCUCAUCACCACUACCCUUAUCUCCAACUGAGCUCUACUGGGCAGCUACGACGACCCCAACAAGACGCCCACCUCCUUUUCCGACUCAUCCUCUCCCUCCACCUCACUCCUCUUCAAACCCCCAAUUGCAGACCCAUCAUCGUCGCCGUCCCCUUCGCCAUAUUCAACCGACCUCCAAAUCCUUCCCAACUCCCUCCGCUCUGUUUCCUUCUACUCUCACGACCAUAACCUCUUCUUCAACUCCAGCAACUCGCACUACAACCCAAGCCUCUUUCACUAUGUCAUCUUCUCGAUCCGCUUUUUCCUGCAGCUACCUCCUCAACCGCGUCACUCAAUCCACGACCUCCGCCACCGUUUAGCUCCAGACAGUUUCAGCGUCUCAAAAUAGCAAGGAUUUCGGGAAGGAAAAAAUAACCAACUAAUUCACCAGGAAAUGCUCGAUCGGGCAGGUGUGCCAGGUGAUCGGAGCUGUCGUUGAUGUGAGGUUCGAGGAAGGGCUUCCCCAAUCUUGACCGCGCUUAAGGUGUUGGACAACUCAAUCCAGUUAAUGCUCGAUGUGGCUCAGCACUUGGGUGAGUAUAAGGUCAGGACCAUUGCUCAGGAUGAGACUGAGAUACUUAUGAGAGAACAUCGUAUGCUCAACACUAGUUCUCCGAUCACUGUUAUUGUUGGAAUGGCUACCCUUGGUCAUAUCAUGAACGUCGUUAGAGAGCCCAUUGACCAUAGAGGGGAUAUCAAUACCGAUCACUUUCUACCCAUUCAUAGAGAAGCUCCUACCUUCGUUGAGCAAGCAACUAAGCAGCAGAUCCUUGUUACUAGAAUCAAGGUUGUCGACCUUCUUGCUCCCUACCAAAUAGGAGGAAAAAUUGGAUUGUUCGGUGGUGCCGGUGUUGGAAAAAUUGUGCUUAUUAUGGAACUUAUCCAUAACAUUGCUAAGGUUCACAGUGGUUUCUCUGUGUUUGCUGGUGUUGGAGAACGUACUCGCGAGGGUAAUGACUUGUACAGGGAAAUGAUUGAGAGUGGUGUCAUUAAGCUAGGUGAAAAGUAUGCUAACAACAAAUGUGCUCUAGCGUAUGGUCAACUAAAUGAGCCCCCUGGUGCUCAUGCUCGUGUUGGUUUGACUAGGCUCACUGUGGUUGAACACUUCCGUGAUGCUGACAGGGUCUUUUUGAAUGAGAUAAAUAUUGAUGUGAACAUGACUGAGCACCAUUACAGGGAUUACAUGUUCUAAGAUGCACUCAAGACUGGUUUUACGAUCUUCAGGCUUUUAGGGAUAAGUACAGGCUUUCAUGUGCUUUUGGGAGCAUAAACCGUGAAUUGCUGUGGCAUUUUAGGGGCGCAGACAAGUCUUAUUACUCCAAUUUGUCCGCACUAUGCAGAAUAUGUCUAAAGGGAACUUUUGAAAACGGAAGGGUUUGUGGUCAAUGCAGGAUGGCCUGUGUCUGAUUAUCCAGAUAUAAUCUUCCAUAAUGCUAACAAGUAUUUGCAACAUUCCAUUGUUGUACUGAGGUAACUUUUUGAAAAGAAAACUUCAGGCUCAACGAAAGCUAAUAAGAAGGGUCAUCUAGUUAAAGCAUCGACGGAAACCACAAGGUUGAUUGGUUUAAUAUAUGUAAAUGAGCAAUUCGAUGGAUGGAAGGCGAAGUGUUUGAGGAUACUACAGAGUAACUUGGACAGUGAUACUCGCACUUUUGCUCCAAACAAGGUAAUUCUGGAUGCUUUGCAAAGAAGUUUAAUUAGUUUAAUUUAUGUGCCAGCUGAUGACUUGACAGAUCCUACUUCUGCCACUACCUUUGCUCACUUGGAUGCCACAACUGUGUUGUCACGACAAAUCUCUGAGCUUGGUAUCUACCCUGAAUUCUCACUUAAUUAUCUUGAUUGCUGGUUCCUAAAGAAUUAUUUACUAACUAGAAAUGUUCAGCAUGAUACUAAGACCAUUUUGGUUUCUCCCACUACCUUGUUGACUAGCACCUUUGGAUGGGUGAGUUCGUGUUAUGUGGAUAGUUUUGUACGGAUGAUUGUUGGGAAAGUAUUUGAUGAAAUGUUGCUUGGUCAUUAUGAUGCAUUGAAUGUAUACGGUGCGAGCCCAGGUAUAUAUAGGUAGCUCCCCAUUCAUUUUUUCGGAACACAACUGAAUGAAGGGUCAAUCUCUGCAUCCCUUGGCUCUAAGCAGUUACCAGGCUUAUUGACUUCGAGCUGCCUGUGAAAUAACCAUCAGCAUCAGAUAGUUCUACGAUUACUAAAUCGUCAACUUGCAAUCCUAUGUGUUUAGAUGGGAGUGAUUGAGCUAGUAGUUACAUGUUUGAUUCAGAGUGUUCGGGUGUCAUGAGCAGAAUUCAAGCUUGUAAGACAGUAGAAGAGUAUGGACAAUCUGAAUUCAAGGAUGUAUCAUGUGGGAAAACCAUAUGGCAUGACUUGGCGAAUGCAGCAGGAACUCAUAAUUUUGAACUCAAAUAUAUAGAUGGCAUGUCUCCUACAAACAGGCUUCUAUAAGAAUUUAAGCUGCUGUGGACAUCUAUAAUUAUUGCAGAAGACACAUGUUGUCUGGCUCCUCGGUUUAUACAAAGGUCAUAUGGCACAACAGCAUAUAUAUAUUGUGUUGGUUUAACCAAUUUAGUGGAAAAGCUAAGGUGUGGGGAACACAUAUGACACGUGGACUGCAAAGACCUUUUACACAGCUACUGCAAGCUCAAUAUUAUUCCAAUGGCCACAUAUUUGAGUGUUAAAAGUGAUUUGGAAUUCAUUGCUCCCCCGUAUGUAACUUCGGUUUAUGGCUCAUAUGCAUUUGAAAGCUAUUUUCCAAAAUGUCUACAUUUAUUCAAGGCUCUUGUUGAUCUACACUUUCAGGGUGCGUUUGUUGCACCGGACUAUCUCGGACUGGACUAGCUUUAGGGACUAAGUUGGACUGGG
Molecule: messenger RNA, 3088 nt
Organism: Malus domestica (apple)
Lineage: Eukaryota; Viridiplantae; Streptophyta; Magnoliopsida; Rosales; Rosaceae
Product: ATP synthase subunit beta, mitochondrial-like
Biological process (GO): proton transmembrane transport; proton motive force-driven mitochondrial ATP synthesis
Molecular function (GO): ATP binding; proton-transporting ATP synthase activity, rotational mechanism
Source: RefSeq, a predicted model, not a curated record